Messenger RNA from Hibiscus syriacus, 1161 nucleotides. RefSeq lists its product as uncharacterized. Gene Ontology annotation, biological process: RNA processing. The coding region runs from base 47 to 1093 and encodes 348 amino acids. The transcript has 4 exons. The record is from RefSeq and is a predicted model, not a curated record. Gene Ontology annotation, molecular function: RNA methyltransferase activity; RNA binding. NCBI's taxonomy places the organism in Eukaryota, Viridiplantae, Streptophyta, Magnoliopsida, Malvales, Malvaceae.
AUAGGAUAAUCAGGACUCCAUAGAUUAGAUUACACAGAGAGAAAGCAUGCUAUGCUCGUACACGCCUUGGGUACAAGCGAGUUAUCCUCAACAUUUGAAUCUACUAAAUCAAAAUUCCGAUAUUUCAAUCCCUAAAACAAAGACCCAAUUCCAAAGGAAGUCUUUUGGCAGUCGAUUUCACGAUAUUGACGAUGAUGCUGAUAGUUCUGGGUUAUUGAAAUUUGCAUUGCCAUCCCAUGUUAAAUCCAUUACAAGCACUUCAAACCCAUUUGUAAAACACUGUCUUAAGCUCAAAAACAGCUCUUCUUAUCGCCAUUCUCAUGCUUCUGUCCUUGUUGUUGGCACUACUCCUCUCAGGGAAAUAUACUGGUAUAAAGAAGCUUCACAAGAGAAAACUGUAAUAGACUUUUUGCUACUACUUGACAAAGCUGAGAUUCCUGAAGGACUAGAUACUCACUCUGGUCAUGUUGUGCGAAUAAGCUCCACGGUAAUGAAAAAACUUUCUGGGGUGCAAUCAGCUGAGUCUAUUGAGGCGAUUGCCUUGAUGAGGUUCCCUACCAGUUUUUUAAAUUUAUCUGUUGAUCAAAACAAGUCUGAUUCUCAGAGUUGGUUCCCAUCCACACAUCGAAUUUUAGUUCUUGAUGGAAUUCAGGACCCUGGUAAUCUUGGUACAUUAAUCAGAUCAGCUAUGGCCUUUCAGUGGGGAGGUGUAUUUCUUCUUCCAGGUUGUUGUGAUCCGUUCAAUGAGAAGGCACUCAGAGCGAGCCGGGGAGCCUCCUUUCAGUUGCCUAUAGUUUCCGGCAGUUGGAGCCAUCUUGAAACCUUGAAAGGUACAUUCAACAUGAAGAUGCUAGCUGGCCAUCCAGAUGCUGAUUGGAAAACGGAAAAACCUUUUUCACUAUCCCAAGAAUUCGUACACUCGUUAGUGCAUGCUCCACUAUGCUUGGUUUUGGGAAGUGAAGGACGUGGGCUGUCCGAGAAAUCGCAGCUGGAAUGUGAGCUUGUGAGCAUUCCCAUGUCAGGAAAAUUUGAGUCUCUCAACGUUUCUGUUGCUGGCGGGAUUUUCUUGUAUAUGUUACAGCCUAAAAACUAGAGAUUGAAGUCUGAUUUAGUGCUCCAUUUCCCACCAUUGUUGAUUUCCUCAUUUCUUUCUUGCCAAUU